CUUCUCUUCUCUCAAAACAAUUCAACUAUCUAGCUUCUCUAUUUAUAAUAAAUAUAUAUAUAUAUAUAUAUAUAUAAUUUCCCAAAAAAAUAUUUUGUUUAUCCAUUAAUUGCGGUGUAAAGUAGCAAGCAAAACCAAGCCAAGAAGAAAGAAAGAAGGAGGUGAAGAAGAAGAAGAAGAGAAGAUGUGGUGAAGAAGAUACAAGUCUGAAAGUGGGCAAAAAUCUUUGGAGCUUUCCUCUUAUCAGUUCCCUUUGCCACACAAACCAAAACAAGAAUCAUGGCAGCGGAUUCAUCGUCAUCGUCUUUCUUCCGCAUCGGAGAUGAGUUCAAUAACACGCCGACACAGCCGUCGGCCACACCUAGCUCUUCCGGCCCUCCUCCUCCUCCUCUUCCGGCCAAGAAGAAGCGCAACCCUGGAACUCCAUACCCAGAUGCGGAAGUGAUAGCUUUGUCACCAAAGACACUAAUGGCGACAAAUCGGUUUAUUUGUGAGGUAUGCAACAAAGGGUUUCAGAGAGAACAAAACCUUCAGCUUCAUCGGCGAGGCCAUAACCUUCCUUGGAAGCUCCGGCAAAAGAACACAAAGGAAGUGCAACGCCGGAAAGUCUAUCUAUGCCCGGAGCCAACUUGUGUCCACCAUGACCCUUCCCGAGCUCUCGGUGAUCUCACUGGAAUCAAGAAACACUUUUGUCGGAAACACGGUGAGAAGAAGUGGAAGUGCGAUAAGUGCUCAAAGCGAUAUGCCGUCCAGUCGGACUGGAAAGCUCACUCGAAGACUUGCGGCACUCGUGAGUACCGGUGUGAUUGUGGCACUCUCUUCUCCAGGCGUGAUAGCUUCAUUACUCACAGAGCUUUUUGUGAUGCAUUGGCUCAAGAAACAUCAAGACUUCCGACAAGUCUCAGCAGUCUUUAUGGGAACAAUAACAUUGCAUCCUUACAAACACAAGGUCAUCUCCGACCUUUCGACAUUCAUCAACCGCAACCACAACCGAUAUUUUUCGGCGGUGGAAGCUCGAACCAAAUCGAUCAAUCUCUGCAUGGAUUGAUGCAGCAGCAACAGCAGCAACAACAACUUCCUGAACUUCAAAACAACCAAAAUAGUGCUGCUCAUUUAAUUAUGUCUUCUGAUCAGUUUAGUGUUGGAAAUGGAGGUGGUGAUCAUCAUCAUCAUCAUCAUCAUCAAGCAACAAGUCUGUUCAGUGGAAACAGUUUAAUGAGUGAUAACACCAGUGGUCAUAUGUUUAAUCAGCAAGUGAUGCCUCAAAUGUCAGCAACUGCACUUCUUCAAAAGGCAGCACAAAUGGGUGCAACAACAAGCAGUAACACAUCAUCUUUGUUUAGAGGAUUCAGUAGUAGCUCAAAACUGGACAAUGAAACUCAGUUGCAGAACCUGAUGAACUGCAUGUUGAAUCCAAAACCUAAUGACACUUUGACAAGAGAUUUUCUUGGAGUUGGGAGCAUGGUGAGAAACAUGGGAGGUGGUAAUAUGUCUCAGAGAGAUCAUCAUCACCAUCUUCAUCAUCAUCAUCAACAACAACAACAACAUCAAGGGAUGGAAAUGGGUUCUUUAGAUCACUCAGAUAUGAAAUCAGGAGGUUCAUCUUCAAGGUCCUUUCCUGGUGGGAGUUUGCUUUGAGACUAGUAGUUCAAAACUUGGUUGCAGUGUUGGUUUGUAGCUAGUUGAGGAAGCUAUUCUUCUUCUUCUUCUUCUUCUUCUUCUUCUUCUUCUUCUUCUUCUUCUUCUUCUUCUUUUUUAGUGUAUGUAUGCUACCUGUCAAGCUUCAAUCUUCUCUAUCUCUUUCUUUCUUUGUUUAUCUCAAUGCUAAACAAGAGGCACCAACCAUGGUUAUUAUAUAUACCUUCUCUCUUGCUCUCUGUUUAUCUA
Messenger RNA from Dioscorea cayenensis subsp. rotundata (Guinea yam), 1887 nucleotides. Its product is annotated as protein indeterminate-domain 4, chloroplastic-like. Gene Ontology annotation, molecular function: DNA-binding transcription factor activity. The transcript is spliced from 5 exons. Gene Ontology annotation, cellular component: nucleus. Lineage: Eukaryota; Viridiplantae; Streptophyta; Magnoliopsida; Dioscoreales; Dioscoreaceae. The record is from RefSeq and is a predicted model, not a curated record. Bases 280 to 1638 code for a protein of 452 amino acids.